This is a messenger RNA of Cynoglossus semilaevis (tongue sole), 2736 nucleotides long. RefSeq names its product carbohydrate sulfotransferase 15-like. The transcript has 9 exons. The record is from RefSeq and is a predicted model, not a curated record. Gene Ontology annotation, biological process: hexose biosynthetic process. Bases 16 to 1833 code for a protein of 605 amino acids. Gene Ontology annotation, molecular function: N-acetylgalactosamine 4-sulfate 6-O-sulfotransferase activity. NCBI's taxonomy places the organism in Eukaryota, Metazoa, Chordata, Actinopteri, Pleuronectiformes, Cynoglossidae.
AGGUUUUUCAGGAAGAUGAGCAGAAGGUGCAGGUCCAGGGCUCAACUCUUCCUUCUCCUUCUGGUGCUGGCACUGACCUUCUUCUUCAUUGUUUCCUACGCCACGUGGAGAGACAACAGAAGCCCAGUUUCCAGCUUCACUCUUAAAGAUGUCAGCCAUACGACCAGUCUAUCAACUGACAUACACUCCACAAAUUCAGUAAAUAUGGAAGACCUUUCAGAGAUCAUUAGCUACAAACUGGAGUUACCACCAAGAAAGGUUCCAGACAGGGAGGAGCUCAUGAAGUUGAACCCUCAUCUGUUCUCUGUGGUCCCUCCUCAGUUCCUUCCUAAUAUCCGGAGCCCUUGCUGGUACGAGGAGUUCACUGAUGAGCUGGCCUCUAAUCUCUACAGUAACAACCUCUUUUAUUUGGUUUACGAGUCAGUUGAAAUCCAACUUCGAAAGUUGAAGCCGGACGUCCCAAAGUACUUACAACACGUGAAUGGAAAACAGUAUCGUCUGCGCUGUUUGGCGUACGCGUACAUCAUGGGCCAACCAAAGUGUGGAACAUCAGAUCUGUUUUUUCGAAUGAAGAUGCAUCCACAGAUCGGGACAGUGCUCACCAAGGAGCCACAUUGGUGGAGCUGGAUCGGUUUUGGUGAGUCACCUGGAGGUGAUGGCCUGGUGUUUGGAGGGCUGUUGACCUCAACUGGGGAUGUGGUCGGGAGGUGGAAGGAAUACUUCGAGGAUCUCAUCAAUCCCACUGACACGUCUUCCGUGGAGGUAGCUGAGGCUGAGGACUCAGCGGCUGAUCCUCCCAUGUCCUGCACUGAGGUCACUGAGGUAAUCAAGAAGCUGCUCGGUGGCAAGGCGCCGGGGGUGGACGAAAUCUGCCCUCAGUAUCUCAGGUCACUGGAUGUUGUGGGGCUGUCUGGGUUGACACAUCUCUGCAGCAUCGUGUGGCAGUCCGGGACAGACCUGCAGCAUGCACUGGGGCAGUUUGCAGCCGAGUGUGAAGCCGCUGGGAUGAGAAUCAGCACCUCUAAGAGCUCCCUUAGAGAUAUGAGAGAGCGACAGAGAGAGAGAGGAGGGGGCGGAGGCUGUAGACUGAAACACUGUAUGAUAAUGUGGACCAGACUCAUUAUAUUAACUUUUAAUUUCCUGACAGUUGACGGCAGCACAUCCACCAUGUGGAACAACCAGGUCUGGGGUUACUACUACAACACCACUGAGGACACUGAACCCAGAGUCAUGACCAUGGACUUUAUCCACGCAGUUACACCUCAGGCUAAAUUCAUAGCCAUUCUGAGAGACCCAGGAGAGAGAUUGUUCUCUGAAUAUCUGUACUGCACAAACGGGAACAAGUCAGUGCAGGACUUCCACGUCAUGGUUGAAGAGUCGGUGCAGAUGUUUUACUCUUGUCUGUCUAAGAGGUCUUUUCGAUGGUGUGUCUACGAAACGGAAUUUAAUUAUCAAAUGCCGGCAAAAUUAAAUGUGGGGAUGUACGUUGUGUUCUUAAUGGACUGGAUCGGUCUUUACGGCAGGGACCACAUUUUCAUUGUGCGAUUCGAGGACUACGCAAACAAUCUAGUCGAUGAACUCAACAGGGCCUACAAGUUUCUUAAUAUUGAUCCUCUUACAGCAGAGGAGGAGGCGCUGGUGAACAGCAAACCUGCGUGGAACACUCGGAAAGCAGAGGACAAACCUCUGGGGGACAUGCUUCCAGAAACCAAGGAACUUCUCAGAGAAUUCUACUGGCCCUUUAACGUUAAACUGGCCAGUGUGCUGGAUGAUGAAGGCUUUCACUGGAAUGCUGACCCUAUCCUCUUACAGCAGAGGAGGAGGCGCGGGUGAACAGCAAACCUGCGUGGAACACUCGGAGAGCAGAGGACAAACCUCUGGGGGACAUGCUUUCAGAAACCAAGGAACUUCUCAGAGAUUUCUACUGGCCCUUUAACGUUAAACUGGCCAGUGUGCUGGAUGAUGAAGGCUUUCACUGGAAUGCUGACCCUGUGAGUGAAUUAGAAAACUUUUAAACUGUUAAUAAAAACAAUACACAAUUCCCAGUGGUAUAACAUAAGUAUGCUGAUAUUGGCGGAUAAUAUGGGUUGGGCAGUUAAGAUUAGCGUUAGGGUUAUCGGACAUCUCUAGACGUGAUCUAAAGCCAAAGUAAACCAUGUCCUAGUUUAUAGUGUGGUACUGGUGUUUUUCGCGGGGCAGUGGUGGCUUAAUGGUUAAGAAAGCAGACUUGGGUCCAGAAGGCUUCAGAUUUGAGUCCACCAGCUGCCAAGUUACCGCUGAGGUGCUCUGAGCAUGGCACCGUCCCCACACACUGCUCACCGGGUGCUUAAAGCUGCCCCCUGCUCACUUCGGUGAUGGGUAGCGUGCCAUAGCAGGGAAGUGCUCCACUAGUAGGCAUGGUAUACUUGCACUAACACUAGCCCUAGAAUCUGGACUUUUGGGGUCAAGUGCGUUUGAGUGGGGUACAGCAGCCAUAGUGUCCUGAUAUAACAGGAUCUACCUUAAAAAACAUUUGAAAUCUGAGCUCGAGUUAACAUAUCUAGUAGAAAUAAAAGGGUUUUAUGGGAAGUGUGGGUAUUUAUGAUGGUUGUUGCUGUCAUGACUGUCUGUCUUAACUUGGUUGACUGAUGAAUAAAGGUUUUUGACUAUUUAAACACCACUGGAUGUGUUUUUAUUGCACUGCAGGACCCAAAAGCAGCACUGGGGAGACUCUUUUUGGUGUAGGUAGUCUGGUGC